AUGGAAGAAGGAAUUGAUAAUCACGGAAUUAAUAACACUGAGAAUAUAAUAGGAGAAGAAAAUGGAAUUGAAGAUAUAUUAUUAAUGGUAAUAUUAUUAUUUGGGAAUGGGAUGACAAUAUUUUGUUUAGGUAAAAUGAUACAUAAAGGGAAAAAACAAGAAAUAGAGAAUUAUAAAAAUAUUUUAGGACAUAUAUUUUAUAAACCGAAAAAUGCAAUACUAUUAAUGAUAGUCAAUUCAAUUGGAAUAGGAAUAAAUUGCUGUUAUUGGAGUUUAAUUAUUUGUGAAAUAAUUGAAAUAAAAAGAGAUGAAACAAUAAAAAGAAAGAUAAUAAAUAUAGAAAUAAUUUUUACAGGAAUUAUAUCAAUUAUAAUAGGGAAAUUAACAAAACAAUGGAAAAUAAGAAAAAUUAAAACAAUAGGAAUACCAAUUAUUAGUCAAAUUUUAGUAAUAAUAAUAAUAAAACAAGAAAUAAAUAUAAAAAACAAUGGAAUUAUAUUUUUAAUGAUUAGUAUAAUGACAAUAAUUGGAUAUUAUAUUGGAACUCAAAUGAAAGAUAUAAAACAAAGUUGGAUUCCAAGACCAAUUCAACAUCAAUCAUUUAUUCGAUCGAAUUAUUUUAAAGCAAUAGUUUGUGGAAUUAUUAUCUUUUUUGUAAAAUUUUGGAUAAUAAAAGAAAUUGAAAAUAAAAUGAAUAAUAUGAAAAGAAAUAAUUGGGAAAAACAAAUAAUAAUAAUAAAUAAUAUUAUAUUAAGUAAUCUUUUAAUGAUAUUAAUAUCAUGGGUAAGAAUAUUUUCACAAUUACAAACAGAAAAUUAUCAAUGGAGUUGGUCAAGUUGGUUAAUAGGAGGAAGUUGUGGAAUAAUUUUAGGUUUAAGUAAUAAUAUAAUAUAUAAAUUAAAAGAUAAAAGAGAAGAAGAAGGAAUAAAAGAAAUUAUAGAAACAAUAAUGAUUAUUGGAAUACAAGAAGAAAAAAGAAAUAUAAUAAAUAUAUUAUUGAAACCAAUAAUAUAUUUAUUAAUGAAUGGAUGUAUUUCAUAUUUAUCAUCACUUUUAUUUACUAUUAUAUUAUUUAAAAUUAAUAAAUUAAAGAAAGAAGAAGAAGAAGAAAUAAAUCAUAAUCAUUUAAAUUAA
Molecule: messenger RNA, 1134 nt
Organism: Entamoeba dispar SAW760
Lineage: Eukaryota; Evosea; Mastigamoebida; Endamoebidae
Exons: 2
Coding region: 1-1134 (377 amino acids)
Biological process (GO): protein localization to membrane
Cellular component (GO): membrane
Source: RefSeq, a predicted model, not a curated record